ACCACCGCUCCUUCUCCUCCUUCCCUCGACCACCCAACCGCCCGUUACGAACGACUUUACGAUAACGACCACUACGAACUAAACUUAUAGACUUUUACCCGCUAAGAUCGAAAUAGAAACAAAACUGCGACGAUGGGGAUCGUGGAGAGUAUCGGCUCAGAGUUCAAAACCAGGAACUUCAGUAUAUACGGUCAAUGGACGGGCAUCAUAGCAAUUCUACUUUGUAUCGCCGUCGGCAUUGCAAAUGUUUUCCAUGCUUCUCUCCUCAUUAUCUUCUCGGUCAUUUGCUUAGUUUCUGGUCUUCUGCUUAUCUUCAUCGAAAUCCCACUUCUUCUGCGCAUUUGCCCAACUUCAAAGAAAUUCGACGACUUUGUGCGUAAAUUCCAUUCAAACUAUGGACGUGCCGGUAUCUACUUGAUUAUGGCUACUGUCCAGUGGGUCAGCAUCGUUAUCGAUGCGUCUAGUUUGAUUGCCGCAGCGGUAGUCUUGACCUUUGCUGGUUGUUUCUACGGUUUGGCUGGUCUUAAGGGACAAGAGUUCAUGGGAAGCAAGACAUUGGGUGGGGCUGGUGUCGCACAGAUGAUCGUCUAAAGGAAGCCAGCAGGGUGCUUUAUGUAGAGGAGGCACGCUGGGCAGGCGAUAAGGCACCAGGAAGGGUGUCGUAUGAAAUGUCAGGGGAUGAGCGGAUGUUCUUUUCAUGAGUGUGGAUGGGAUUCGUUUUCUACUCUCUUUUUUCUUUUUUUCUUUUUUUGGUGAUGGGACAUGGAUUUCUCUUUUCUUUCCUUUUUCUCUUGCUUCCCUUGCCCGCUCUUCGAAUUACUCGAUGGUGCGUUUUAAUGAAUUAGCGGAUAGCUUUUGUCUGCUUCUUUUCGCAUCUUUUCCUCGUUACCCGAUCUGGCGUUCCCCAUGCCAUUGAUAGUGGGGAUGGAGCUAUCAUAUCCCUAAAAGGAUGAAAGGAAGGGCGUUCCUUUUCAUCCCAAGGCGAGGGUCUCGAAAAGAAGAAAAAAGGUUAGGAUAACCUCUGGCCGUGGGAGCUUCCUGCGUUGUAUGUUUCUGGGCCAUCUUGAUGAGUUUUUCAAUAUUUCCUCCUCUUUGUUCUCUUCGGCCGGGCAGGCCUUUUUCCUCAAUGUAAGCUACCGUAUGUUAUUGUACUUUUUUCUUUUAGCCCUGCCGAAAGCGCCAUUA
This is a messenger RNA of Tuber melanosporum (Perigord truffle), 1185 nucleotides long. RefSeq lists its product as uncharacterized. The coding region runs from base 133 to 591 and encodes 152 amino acids. NCBI's taxonomy places the organism in Eukaryota, Fungi, Ascomycota, Pezizomycetes, Pezizales, Tuberaceae. The transcript is spliced from 4 exons. Gene Ontology annotation, cellular component: Golgi membrane. The record is from RefSeq and is a predicted model, not a curated record. Gene Ontology annotation, biological process: vesicle-mediated transport.